Messenger RNA from Chenopodium quinoa (quinoa), 1161 nucleotides. RefSeq names its product glutathione transferase GST 23-like. Gene Ontology annotation, biological process: glutathione metabolic process. Gene Ontology annotation, cellular component: cytoplasm. Gene Ontology annotation, molecular function: glutathione transferase activity. NCBI's taxonomy places the organism in Eukaryota, Viridiplantae, Streptophyta, Magnoliopsida, Caryophyllales, Amaranthaceae. Bases 337 to 1011 code for a protein of 224 amino acids. The record is from RefSeq and is a predicted model, not a curated record. The transcript has 2 exons.
UUAUUCAACUAAUAAUUUUUUUUUUUUAAGGUGAAGUGAACAAGGCCAUAGUGUACAAAUAUCCAAUGUCAAAGUUUAAUAAAGUCGGAAAUUAGAUUAGUCACUAAAAAUAAGCCUAAACCUACCUGCCUUGUUUGAAAACAAAAAAAAUAAAAAUAAAAAUAAUCUUACCCAACACAGUGUCUAAAAAACUAAUUAAGCACUUUCUUAGAAGUUUCCCUAAAGUUAAUCCCCCUAAUCACUAUCUAUAUAAAACAUCAUUUCCGAUAAGUUCAAACUCUAUUAAUCUAGCAACAAAAUUACAAAACCCCACAAUCUUAAUCUUCAUAAAAUAGCAUGGAAAAUAUAAAGUUGUUGGGAGUUUGGUCAAGCCCAUUUAGUUGCAGAGUUAUUUGGGCACUAAACUUAAAAGGCAUAAAAUAUGAUUAUGUUGAAGAAGAUCUUACUAAUAAAAGUUCAUUACUUCUACAAUAUAAUCCAGUUCAUAAGAAAAUCCCAGUUUUGGUUCACAAUGAAAAACCAAUUUGUGAAUCUUUAGUUAUCCUUGAAUAUAUUGAAGAGAUGUGGCCCCAUCGUUAUCCAUUGUUGCCCAAGGAGCCGUAUGAAAGAGCCUUGGUUAGAUUUUGGGCCAAAUUUGCUGAAGGAAAGGGCAUAGCUUUUUGGAUGUUUGCACAAACCACAGGAGAAGAGCAAGCCAAGGCUAAAAAAGAUGGCUUGGAAAUGCUAAAAACUUUAGAAGAGCAUGGUAAUCUAGGAAACAAUACUUUUUUUGGAGGUGAAGAAAUUGGAAUUGUAGAUUUGGCAUUUGGGAGUUUAAUAUAUUGGUUACAAGUUAUUGAGCAAAUUGUGGGAGUUCAGAUAUUUGAAGCCAACAUUUUCCCUUGCUUAUAUAAAUGGUUCAACAAUUUCAAAGAUGUUCCAAUGAUCAAGAACAAUGUCCCUGAUCAGAAUCAACUGUAUUUACACUUCAAGAAGUAUAGAGACAGACAGAUGGAAGCUACAUCUGUGUGAGAAUUUAUAUUCUGAGAUCGAUCUAGUUUGAGAUUUUGUUUAUUUCCUUGUAAUCAAGUAAGAAGGGCAGGGAAUACGGCAUCCCAUCUCGUGGCAAAAGUGUUAUACAACGUACGAAUAUGUAAUAUGAACUCCAAAAGUUUUUUCUAA